AUGGCUACCCUGGACCUGCACACGUUGACGGUGCCGGUGGGGGUGGUGCGGAUCCUGGAGGUGCUGCUCUCCUGCGUCUCCUUCAGCGUGGUGGCGUCCGCGGGGCACGACCACUCGUCGUACUGGGCCUGGUGCAUGUUCUCCUGGUGCUUCUGCUGCUUCACCACGCUGCUCAUCCUGGUCCUGGAGCUGACCCGCCUCAGCGGCAAGCUCCCGCUGUCCUGGGACGACUUCACCACCGCCUUCGCCAUGCUGGCCACCCUCAUGGUGCUGGCCGCCUCCGUCAUCUACCCCAGGUUCUUCGCCCACGGCGGCCCCCGGCCCAUCGCGGCCACCGUGAUGUCCUGGCUGUGCUUCGCGGCGUACGCGGCGGAGGUGGGGCUCACCCGGGCGCGCCCCGGCGAGGUCAGCGGCUUCCUGUCCACCGUGCCCGGCCUGCUCAAGGUGCUGGAGGCCUUCGUGGCCUGCAUCAUCUUCAUCUCCCUGGAGUCCGGCUGCUACGCCAGCCACGACGGGCUGGAGUGGUGCGUGGCGGUCUACUCGCUGUGCUUCAUCUUCGCCCUCCUCAUCAUCCUCCUCACCAUCGGCCGGCUGCUGCCGCUCUUCCCCUUCUCCUUCGAAAAGGUGCUGACCGGGUACAACGUGCUGGCUGUCCUCAUGUACAUGACCGCCGUGGUCGUCUGGCCACUUUACGCCUUCGACGGCCGGCCCAAUCAGUGCAACAACCCCGCCAUCAGGGACAGCCUGGUGGUGGUGUCCUUCAUGACCUGCGUCAACCUGGUGGUCUACAUCGUGGACACGGUCUACUCGGUACGCCUGGUGUUCUUCACCACCGUUCCCGCUUAG
This is a messenger RNA of Conger conger (European conger), 846 nucleotides long. RefSeq names its product myeloid-associated differentiation marker homolog. The transcript has a single exon. Gene Ontology annotation, cellular component: membrane. The coding region runs from base 1 to 846 and encodes 281 amino acids. Lineage: Eukaryota; Metazoa; Chordata; Actinopteri; Anguilliformes; Congridae. The record is from RefSeq and is a predicted model, not a curated record.